UUGGUUUUUGAAGUUUUUGAUUCCCAAAUUGGCACUAAAAAACUCCCAAAGCUAACUUUACUCGACCAGUUUAAAACAAAGUAUUUUUUGUGUCUCGACAGUUGCAAAUUAAAGCUGCAUCAAAAGUCACGUUUAUUUGACUUCUAAGUGGUCAAAUGAAGCGAUGUAAAAUUACAUGGAACAGAAUGGCGCUGGAUCAAUCAACUAUCUGCUAUUCUUCUUCCACUUGACCUUUCACCCUCUCAUCUUUGCCCUCCUAAUGUUACCCUGUCUUCACUACCUGGGCCAGAGACACCCUCUAGACCGGAAGAGAGUUCUGGUGAGGAGAAAAGCAGCUAGACCAGAGAAACACAGAAGCACAAUAGUUGAGAAAGAGAAACGAAAGCAGCGGGAGAAGUCCAAAGACAGAAGAAGGAGCUCCUUAUUUAAGACAGUGGAAGGCAGAAGUAUAGAGACGGACCUGAUGCAGAAAUGGGCCACUAGCAUGGAGAACUCAGUUGAUUCUACUCUGACCUACCACUACCACCAAGCCAACUGUAGAGUCACUCUUACUGAAGUGUCCCACACUCGGACAAUUGCCAGACAGAUAGAAGAAAAGGUAGUUUUGUGUAGAUGCAUCCCAGAACUAGACUGCUACAGUGGAAAGUCACACCAGGACUACCAGUACAACCAAAUGUCUCUCAAAUCGUACUCUUUAGCUAAAUCUAGAUGAAAUGAUUUCAGCUCAUACAUGAUGAUUGCGUGAACUUAAUCUCCUUUUGAUGUUAUAAAUCAUAUCUCACGUUUUGUA
Molecule: messenger RNA, 790 nt
Organism: Symsagittifera roscoffensis
Lineage: Eukaryota; Metazoa; Xenacoelomorpha; Acoela; Convolutidae
Exons: 2
Coding region: 176-712 (178 amino acids)
Source: RefSeq, a predicted model, not a curated record